Vitis riparia (riverbank grape) is the source of this 2015-nucleotide messenger RNA. Its product is annotated as protein NRT1/ PTR FAMILY 5.7-like. Gene Ontology annotation, biological process: transmembrane transport. NCBI's taxonomy places the organism in Eukaryota, Viridiplantae, Streptophyta, Magnoliopsida, Vitales, Vitaceae. The transcript has 3 exons. The record is from RefSeq and is a predicted model, not a curated record. Gene Ontology annotation, cellular component: membrane. Gene Ontology annotation, molecular function: transmembrane transporter activity. The coding region runs from base 167 to 1765 and encodes 532 amino acids.
CUCUCGUUCAUUUUCUUUCCAUCAAUAGUACUAGUCCGUGGUCCUUAGUCCUUCUGAUUCAUCUCAUCUUCUCUCUCUCAUUACUGUUUCUUCCUUAAUUUUCUUUGUGGUCAAUAGUUGAAGCAGUUGAGAGCAAACGAAGAAAAGCUUCUGCUGCUGUGCAGAAAUGGAGAAAGAUAUUGUCAAGAGGGUGGGAGGAUGGAUCAAGGGUAAGGUGAAAUAUUACAUUUGCUUCUGUAGGGUGGCCUUAUUCGUCACAGCUGCGGUUUACUGCCACAACGUUGUGAAUUACAACGUACUGGGUGUCUUGGUGACAUGCUUCACUCUUAAUUUGAAGAAAGACACCAUACGCAGAUCAGCACUACUUGAGAAUGUGCGGGAGGGGCUAGAAAUACAGGUGAAAGCGUGGGCCUAUGCCAGAAGGUCUGGUUUUAGAAAGAUCAUUAUCUUCUCAACUGCUGCCUACAUUCUGGGUCUUGUGAUGUUUUACCUAUCAGCCUCAAACCGAAUUCCAAACACCAGUUUUGGACUAUACAUGUUUCUUUCUGUUCUAAUAGCAGUUGGUAAAGCUGGAGGUGUGUCUUUCUUAAAAACAUAUCUUUUGGAUGAGUUAAUAGCUGGCCAUGAAAACAUAUCAGAUAUCAAUUACAAUCGAGCACAGCGGCGAACAAAUAUAUGGUUGUCCCCAGCUGGGGUCUUGGUUGUGUUUGCCACUCCCUUAAAUUUCGAUGAAUCUUGGUCAAGAAUGUUUUUGAAUUCAAUGUAUAUGGUAGGAGCUGCUUCCUUCUUGUCCUUCUGUGGCAGCUUAUUCUCCCAUCAGAGACAUCAUCCCAACACAAAAACUGAGAGCACCAAAAGGCAUCGCAAGUACCCUGAUACUUCUGAUGAGUAUCACCUAAAAAAUGAUCAUCAAACUCUUCCUCCUGAUCAGCCCUUCAACAACGAUGGUAAUCAAUUGCCUGAAUCAUCACCGACUGCUGGUGCAGAAGCACAACAGAAAAGCCCAUCACUUUGUUCUGUGAAACAAGAAAAUGUAGGAAAGCUUCUUCUAAGAAUGAUUCCUAUGUGGAGUGCUUUUAUCGUGUUUGGUCUGGUAAUGUCAACUGCAGACACUUUCUUUAGUGUGGAACAUGACAUCAUGGACGAUCAAAUCGAUACUUCUUAUUUCCUUUUAGCUAAGGACGUGUUAAAGGUAGUUAGUGCCUGUCUGAGUAAGUUCCUGGUGUCAAGAAGGAUCUCUAGAAGCCAACAAAAUCUUGCUCUCAAAAUGAUAAUUUGUCUUGGAAUGACGUUUUCUGUAUUAUGCCCUAGUUUUGCAUGGCAAGUUGAAGUUCAGAGAUUGAAAAUAGUUCACGAAAGCAGAUUACAUGGGGUGUCAGAAGGCACAAAAGUGCCCAUGAGUGACUUGUGGCUGGCUUCCCAAUUCUGCCUGUGGGGACUUGCGGAAGGGCUUGCUAUAAGUGGGCUGGACGAGUUCUUCGGUUAUCAUGUUUCAAAAUCUAUGGAGGACUACGGGUCAGAGGUAUUCAAUACAAUUCCUAUUGGGAUUGGUAGCUUCCUCAGCGUAGUUUGUGUUUCAGCAUGUGGGGGGUGGUUUGGCAACACCUUAAACCAGAGUCGUUUGGACAAUUAUUACCGGAUGAUAACAAUCGUGGCUUGGAUAAACCUAUGUUGGUUCUUCUUCGUAUCAACAUUUUACUCAACAAAGGAGGAGGUGGAGGAUGAGGGUAUACAGCUACAAGAAAUCAUAGCGGGAGUUGGUUAAUUUAGAACUUUCCUAGCUGCUUCAAUCCAUUUUUAUGGAUAUCUCUCGAAGAGAGUGGUCUAUACUUAUGAGCUUUGACAAAUUAUUUUUUAAUUCUUUUGUGACAACAUGGUUAAUGUUGAAUAUCUUCAUUUUUUUUAAUUUUUUUUGUAAAUGUUAGAGUACAUUGAUGAAAUAGUAGACAGCUACUGCUCUUAUGUUAUACACUAUAUAUAUCAUUACAAUCUUGUAGGGUAAAUGAUUCCCUUGU